Messenger RNA from Anopheles cruzii, 787 nucleotides. RefSeq names its product probable nuclear transport factor 2. The transcript has 4 exons. The coding region runs from base 203 to 595 and encodes 130 amino acids. NCBI's taxonomy places the organism in Eukaryota, Metazoa, Arthropoda, Insecta, Diptera, Culicidae. Gene Ontology annotation, biological process: protein import into nucleus. The record is from RefSeq and is a predicted model, not a curated record. Gene Ontology annotation, cellular component: nuclear pore central transport channel.
AAAAACUUGGCCCUGUGUGUUUUAGCUCCACUUUUUCGCACAUUUAUUUGUGAAAGCAGCGUUCUCAUCAUCCGGGGACCAUUUACUCAAAUCUGUGCUCGAACCUUUGGCAAAAUAUCAUUGUUGUCGUUGAAGCAAAGCUAAAAUUCGCAGAACACACGAAAGUUACAGUGCGCAGAAGCCUCCACCUCUAGUUACAAUAAUGGCUCUUAAUCCGAAUUAUGAAGACAUCGGCAAAACUUUCAUCACGCAAUACUACGCUCUGUUUGAUGAUCCCGCCAACCGGCCUGGACUGGUGAAUUUGUACAACGCAGAAUUAUCCUUCAUGACGUUUGAAGGACAACAAAUCCAAGGUGCUGCCAAAAUUUUGGAAAAAAUUCAGGGUCUCGCAUUCCAGAAGAUUCAACGUGUAUUGACGGCAGUCGAUAGUCAGCCAAUGUUUGACGGAAGCAUUCUGAUCAAUGUACUUGGCCGGCUACAAUGCGACGAUGAUCCGCCCCAUGCAUACUCACAAACAUUUGUGCUGAAACCCACCGGAACUUCGUUUUUCUGUGCCCAUGAUAUGUUUCGUUUGAACAUUCACAACUCUGCUUAAAAUUGAUCACAUAUCGAGGUGUAAAGCUUGUUAUCGCGCAUUCCAUUUUUUCAAAGCACAGCUGAUGCUACCUACUAUUUGCAAAAAAUAUAUAGACAAAACUGUUGUAAAUCUUGCUUAUAAUGCAUCAGUAAUGUUUUGAAAAGAAAUAAAAGAAAAAAAAUUUCGAAUUAAAUAAACCUAACCUAGAAA